AUGGCUCCUCCCCUUAAUUUCUUCCACAGUACACUCAUACCCAUAACCCUCUUCUCUCUCCUCCUCCUCACGGCCGCAUCAUCGCUCGAUGAAACUUACAUCGUCCACGUGAAGAAGAAGAUGAAUCCAAGCUCCACCGGCAUUGCCAAAACCGAGGACAUGAUUACGAGCUACCACACGUCGUUUCUUCCCCCGGGAGACAAACACUCGCUGAUCUACUCGUACAAGCACGCCAUCAGUGGCUUCUCGGCAAGACUAACACCCGAGCAAGUGGAAGUCAUCAAGGACACUGAAGGCUUUAUCUCGAUCCUCCCAGUCAUUGCAUACCAGCCGCUGACGACCCGUUCCCCAGGAUUCCUCGGGCUGAACCAGAACACCGGAGCUUGGCCGCGGACGGGGCUCGGCAAUGGAGUCAUUGUUGGGGUCAUUGACACAGGGAUAACCCCGGGCCACCCCUCGUUCGGUGAUGCCGGCAUGCCUCCCCCGCGUGCCAGCUGGAAGGGGCGGUGCGACCUCCCUCACAAGUUGAAGUCAAAGGGGUGCAACAACAAACUCAUAGGCGUGCGGGCGUUCCAGGGGGGCAAUUCCUCGGCCUCGCCGGUGGACAUAGAAGGGCACGGGACCCACACGGCUAGCACAGCUGCCGGCACGUUUGUGCCCGGCGUCAGCAUCCAAGGCGCCGCCCUCGGGACAGCGUCCGGCAUGGCCCCACGCGCUCACCUCGCGGCAUACAAAGCCUGCUUUCCUCCCGAAUGCAAAGAGAGCGACGUUCUAGCCGCUAUUGAUGCCGCCAUUGAGGAUGGGGUGGACGUGCUGUCCGUGUCCUUGGGCUAUGGGUCCAGACCAUUUUACAAAGACAGUAUAAUGAAAGGCGCUUUUGCGGCGACCAAGAAAGGAAUCCUCAUGAUUGUGGCUACGGGGAACAGCGGUCCUUCUGCCUGGACGGUGGCCAACGACGCUCCUUGGCUUCUGACAGUCGGGGCAAGCACGAUCGACCGAAGGAUUCGAGCCUCGGCAAAGCUGGGAAACGGAAAGAUGUUCGACGGGGAGUCUGUGUUCCAGCCCCGAAACUUCUCUUCUCACAAGUUGUGGCCGCUCGUCUACUACAACAGCUCCGGGAAACAAGAGUGCUACAGCGGGUCGCUGGCGGGGUUCGAUGUCAGGAAGAAGAUUGUGUUGUGUGACGUAAAUAUAGCCCUCGACCCCAGGGAUCAAGCCCAGGAAGUUAAGGAUGCCGGUGGUGCCGCCAUGAUACUGGCCAACGACCAAGUCGCUGCGUUUAGCCACUAUACUGAUCUCCUCGACUUGCCAUCCACAACGGUGUCUUUUAUCGCGGGCCAAGAAAUCAAGGCCUACAUAAAGUCGACAUCCUCCCCAAAGGCAACAAUCUCGUUCGAGGGGACGGAGCUCGGGUACCCGAUUUCUCCCGCCGUCACUUAUUACUCGUCCAGGGGGCCAAGCAGCCAAGCUCCCGGAGUUUUGAAACCGGACAUCAUUGGGCCGGGCGAAAUGAUUCUUGCCGGGUGGUCUCCUCUCGACCCGGAUAAUUUGGGCGUCACAUUCAAAAUCGAUUCGGGCACGUCCAUGGCGUGUCCUCACAUCAGUGGGGUCGUGGCCCUGCUCAAGAGCGCCCACCCAGACUGGUCGCCGGCAGCCCUGAAAUCUGCAAUCAUGACCACCGCGGACCUCGUCAAUUCCCACGGAAUACCGAUUUUCGACGAGAAACUUAAUCCGGCCAAUGCCUACGCGACUGGGGCCGGCCACGUCAACCCGAAUAGGGCAUUGGAUCCCGGUCUCGUCUACGACAUUGCGAUGGAUGAGUACGUCCCAUUUUUGUGCGGCUUGGGAUACACGGAGGACCAAGUCGAGAUGAUCACGCAGGAGCCGGCCGAUUGCUCGACGAGUAUCUCUCAGGGGCAACUGAACUACCCCACCAUCUCGGUUUCGCUUGGCCCGUCCCAGACAGUCUCGCGGACCGUCAAAAACGUGGGGGAGCCUGUCUCGUGUUACUCCGUCAGGAUUUCCGAGCCCGCGUGUGUGAAUAUUGUCGUGAGGCCAUCGAGGAUGUGUUUCACCAAGUUGAAGCAGGAGGCGACGUACCACGUGACGUUUCACCGCAGGAAGAAUAUGGCCUGCUGUGGGAAUAAUGAAUCCGUUGCACAAGGCUACUUGCUCUGGGAAUCAGGAAAGUACACAGUCAGGAGUGUUGUAGCAAUCAACAUCACUGGACAAGUCUUCUAA
This is a messenger RNA of Striga asiatica, 2241 nucleotides long. NCBI's taxonomy places the organism in Eukaryota, Viridiplantae, Streptophyta, Magnoliopsida, Lamiales, Orobanchaceae. The record is from the annotation of a GenBank genome assembly.